This is a messenger RNA of Diceros bicornis minor, 2896 nucleotides long. It is a transcript of the gene MAPK11, whose product is annotated as mitogen-activated protein kinase 11. Bases 300 to 1454 code for a protein of 384 amino acids. Gene Ontology annotation, cellular component: nucleus; cytoplasm. Lineage: Eukaryota; Metazoa; Chordata; Mammalia; Perissodactyla; Rhinocerotidae. The transcript has 12 exons. Gene Ontology annotation, biological process: protein phosphorylation; intracellular signal transduction. The record is from RefSeq and is a predicted model, not a curated record. Gene Ontology annotation, molecular function: MAP kinase activity; ATP binding.
UGAAGAUAAUGCCAGUGACUGUUGGGCUCCUGUGAAGAGUAGAUAAGUUGGAGGCUGGUGUAGAGGUGGAGGCUCUGCCCCUGGGGAGUGAGGUUGGGCAAGGGGAGAUGUUCUGUGGGUCCAGAUACCACUCACUGCUGGACAUUCCCUGCUGGCCAGUUUCUCACUGUUAGAAACGAUGCAGUAAAUCCUGUGGCCAGUUUUUCCUCCGUAUUUUGAAUAUUCAGAGGCUUUGGGGGUUCAGGGGCUUUGGAGGCAGCUCUAGAACCCCUCGGGGAGUCUCCUGCACCCACAGGCCCAUGGGGGAGGAGGAGGACCGUUUGCUUGGGGACAUGCCAGGGGCUGUUUCCCAGACGUGUUAUUUCCAGGCUGGCUGGCAGAGACUCCCCCACCCCCGCCUUGUGCUGAGUUGGGGGCGAGAGUCAUUGGGAGGAGCAGACAAGAGAAGAUCCAGGUCCUGCCCUGGGGCUCCCAGCUCGGCCUACGACGCGCGGCUGCGCCAGAAGGUGGCGGUGAAGAAGCUGUCGCGGCCUUUCCAGUCGCUGAUCCACGCGCGGAGGACUUACCGCGAGCUGCGGCUGCUCAAACACCUGAAGCACGAGAACGUCAUCGGGCUACUGGACGUCUUCACGCCGGCCACCUCCAUCGAGGACUUCAGCGAAGUGUACCUGGUGACCACCCUGAUGGGCGCCGACCUGAACAACAUUGUCAAGUGCCAGGCGCUGAGCGACGAGCAUGUCCAGUUCCUUGUCUACCAGCUGCUGCGCGGGCUGAAGUACAUCCACUCGGCAGGGAUCAUCCACCGGGACCUGAAGCCCAGCAACGUGGCGGUGAAUGAGGACUGCGAGCUUAGGAUCCUGGACUUUGGACUAGCGCGCCAGGCUGACGAGGAGAUGACUGGCUACGUGGCCACACGCUGGUACCGCGCACCUGAGAUCAUGCUCAACUGGAUGCACUACAACCAGACAGUGGACAUCUGGUCUGUGGGCUGCAUCAUGGCCGAGCUGCUCCAGGGAAAGGCCCUCUUCCCAGGAAACGACUACAUUGACCAGCUGAAGCGCAUCAUGGAGGUGGUGGGCACACCAAGCCCCGAGGUUCUGGCGAAGAUAUCCUCGGAACAUGCCCGGAUGUACAUCCAGUCCCUGCCCCCCAUGCCCCAGAAGGACCUCAGGAGCAUCUUCCGUGGAGCCAACCCCCUGGCCGUGGACCUCCUGGGAAGGAUGCUGGUGCUGGACAGUGACCAGAGGAUCAGUGCAGCUGAGGCCCUGGCCCAUGCCUACUUCAGCCAGUACCACGACCCGGAUGAUGAGCCCGAGGCCGAGCCCUAUGACGAAAGUGUUGAGGCCAAGGAGCGCACGGUGGAGGAGUGGAAGGAGCUCACCUACCAGGAAGUCCUGAGCUUCGAGCCCCCAGAGCCACCGCAGCCGCUGGGCAGCCAGGAGACUGGGCAGUGAGGGGAAUGCUGCCCAUCACCACACUCAAACUCAACGAGGGGCCUGAGCCUGCCUGCCCCCCUUCCUCAGCAUUUGGGGUCCCACAAGGGGCGCCACCUUGAUGGCCCGGCAACCCUGAUCCCUGGCCAGGGACGCCCCGUCUGCACACUGCUCCUUGUGGGGAGUCUGCACACACAUGUGAAUGCAUGCAAGUGUGCAUGCGUGCGAGCCACGGGUGUAGGAGUCUGGGCAGAGUGUCCUGGACUUCCACCGUCCUUCUACCCCCUCCCAGCACCCUGGGUCUCCUUUGGGACCUCACUGGGGGACUGGAUGCCGUAUGGGUUUCUCCUGGGGAGUGUGUCUGUCUCCAGAUCUCCUUAGUCCUGGAGGGCUGUCUCUGGGGGUGGUGCGUUGGCGUCAGGGCCCCCUGGAGACUCAAAGGGAGGGGUCGCAGCGGUCAGAGCUGCUCAGCCUGGAAGCGGGCACUACCCUGGGAAGUGCUGAGACCUGAUGGUCUGAGAGCUGAGCAGGGUCUUUCCUGGGGGGUGGCAGGGCGGGGACAGCUGCCAGGUGUCAAAUCAGAAAAUCCACCUGAGCUGCAUGUUCACCUGCGCUGUGUGUGGCACAGACGCACUUCAAGGCACAUGCAGGCGUAUGUGCACCUGUGGGUGCCCAAGGCCCAGCGGCCUGACUGGCAGGAGGCCUGAAUUGGGGUGGCUGUACUAUUGCCUCCCCUCCCCACUGUUCCUGAUGCCUGGGGGGUGGGGGUGGGGCUGAGAUCCCACUGUGCAUCAUGAGAGGGGCUCCGGUGGAGAAGGGGCAACCACGGGAGCAAGAGCCGGGGCUCUCUCCUUGGGUGUGGGAGCUGCACCAGGUUUCCAAGGCAUGGGGCACAGUGCGAGUUGGGGAGCUGACGGGCACGGGGCUUCCCACCUUGAGGAUGCUAAGAAGGAGGGCACACACCGAUGUGGACUUGGACUUGACCCUGGACUGUGGCCCUGACUGAUGAAGAUGCCUCUGCCUGCUCUACCUCUGCCCGCCCUCUGGCCCUGCAGCUGAGAGCUGGGGUGCUCUGGUCUGAGGGUCUGCCCUCAUCUUCCCUCCUUCCAGAAUGGAGCUGACCUACUAACCUCUGGGCCAGGACCCUGCUCCACACGUGUUGUGGGUGUGAGUCUCUGUCAGGUGGUGACCUAUCACCUGGCAAGACCAGGGAGGUCUGAAUGUCAAGUGCCUGCACCAGGGUUUCGCAAUAAAGGGGGUUCCCUCUGGCUCAGCUUGUGUCCCAGGCUCCAAGCCCUGCUGCCCCUCUUUCCCCACUGCCUGGAGUGGGUGGCUGGCUCUCCGAGCAUCACACCUCCAGCUGGCCUGGCCCCACCAGACUCCUGCACUAGCCAGAUCCCUUGGGCCCCCAGUGAGACAAGCAGCCAUCUUCGGCACGCUCCCUGCUCCCUGAGAACCCAGGC